Molecule: messenger RNA, 2132 nt
Organism: Colletotrichum navitas
Lineage: Eukaryota; Fungi; Ascomycota; Sordariomycetes; Glomerellales; Glomerellaceae
Product: major facilitator superfamily transporter
Exons: 8
Coding region: 395-1924 (509 amino acids)
Biological process (GO): transmembrane transport; L-cysteine transport
Cellular component (GO): membrane
Molecular function (GO): L-cysteine transmembrane transporter activity
Source: RefSeq, a predicted model, not a curated record
UGAUGGGCAGGGCUUACCCUAGGAGAAGGAGGAUGGGUUUUGACCUGACAAUGUGACGCCAGCAGCGGGCAUCGUUCCCAUCCUGGCUAGGCGUGGAAAUUUGUCUGUGAUCACACGUAUCAGUGAUUGGAAGAGUACCGCGUGUGGUUGGGCCGUUGCCAUGGCCUCGGUUCGUAAGGGAAUUAUUACGGCUGGUUCAACUCCCUCAAUAAGAAAAGCCCGCUCCCCUCUCUGGCACAAGAUUUCUAUGCCAUCCCAGUAGCCCUUCGCAAACACUUGUUUCGUGGAGUGUUCGUCGCUUCAGUCGCCUGGUCCAACUCUUUGAAUCCCUGAAGCUGGUAUCGUCGACAUUCCGAACCACGCACUCGAUAACAGCCGCGACAAACUGAUCAACAUGGAUAAGAGUCAGGCCAUCGAAGCACCCGAGCUCGUCGAGUACCUCACCGAUGCGAAGGAGCGGACCAACUAUGAUAAGGUUGACAAUGAGGUUGCCAAGUAUGCUGGCGAAACCAUCGUCGAGAUCGACGAAACGACGAAUAAGAGGCUGAAGAGGGCGAUUGACAAGCGGAUAUUGAGUGUCAUGGUCUUCACAUACUUCAUGCAGUCUCUUGACAAGGGAACGAUGUCUUUUGCCUCCAUCAUGGGCAUCGUCAAAGACACAGGCCUCAAGGGCCAAGAGUACUCUUGGUUGACGACCGUCAUUUACCUUGUCAUUCUUUGUGUUGAGUACCCGGAAAACUACAUUAUUCAGAAGAUCCCGAUCGCGAAAUGGCUUUCAUUCAACAUCAUAAUGUGGGGCAUCACGCUGAGUCUCCACGCCGCGUGCAACAACUUUACUGGGCUGGUCAUCGUCCGCGGCUUCCUGGGCGCUUUCGAGGCCGUCUGCCAACCGACCUUCGUCCUCUUGACCUCCAUGUGGUAUAAGCGAGACGAGCAAGCGUCGACGGCCAUUUACUGGUACAUGAUGAACGGGCUCCAGCAGGUCUUAGGCGGGCUUCUGGCCUUCGCGUUCUCCUUCAUCCCUGACUCGUCUCACAUCAAGUCUUGGCAAGCCCUGUUUAUGAGUUACGGAAUCAUCACAGUCUUUUGGGGUUUCUUCGUGCUCUGGUGGAUGCCCGACUCGCCGAUGAAGGCGCACUGCUUCAGCGAAGAGGACAAGAAACUCCUGGUGGAGCGUGUCCGAUCCAACCGCACUGGUCUGCAGAACCGCAAGUUCCGCAAGGAGCAGGUCUGGGCAGCCUUCAGAGACCCUCAAGUCUACGGGUUCGCCUUGAUUCAACUACUGACUACACUGCCUUCUGGAGGUCUUGGCGCAUUCGCGAAUAUUAUCAUCAAGUCGUUUGGGUUCACUACAUGGCAAACUCAGCUGCUACAAAGCGUGACAGGUGUUUUGCAAAUUAUCACCAUGCUCACGGCCUCCUGGAUCGACAGACGCUACAAGCAGACAAUCCUAGCCAUGAUAGGGGCUGUCAUCCCGACCAUCGCGGGCACCAUCGUUCUUCUCACCGUCCCGUUCGAGCCUAGCAAGAAGGUCGGCCUGCUAUUCGCGUACUACAUCAUGAUCUCCUUCUGGGCCUGCAGCGGUCUCGCUCUGUCUCUCGUCACACGCAACGUGGCUGGCCAGACCAAGAAGGGCGUGGUGAUCACCAGCAACUUCGUCUUCUGGGCUGUGGGGAAUUCCAUCGGGCCCCAGGUCUUCCGCUCAAAGGAUGCGCCGCGCUACUUCCUUGCGCUGGCCAUCAUCAUUGGAUGCUUCUCGUUGCUGGCGAUUGUCCUUUUACUCCUGCGGACAUACUACGUAUGGCAGAAUAAACUGCGUGACGACAAGAUCGCGCGUGGUGAGGGCGUCGCCGACACGACGCACACUCAUGCUUUCGAGGACAUGACCGACAAGGAGGAUGUGAACUUCAGGUACGUCUACUAGUCGGGUGUUUAGGGAUAUAUGCCAAACAGGAGCGGAUACCUGAUAGGAUACGGCGUUCUGCUUGUUCUCCUGAGCGCAGGCGUGUGGCCCAAAUGCCCAAGUUAUAUAAUUGCACGUAGAAUUAAGCAUUGCCUCGUAAUUCCAUCAACGUCCUGAGACAUUGAAGUAAGCAUCGCCAAGGAACCAGCAAUAAUUUCGGAGAACUGGG